Messenger RNA from Manacus vitellinus (golden-collared manakin), 4813 nucleotides. It is a transcript of the gene MEIKIN, whose product is annotated as meiotic kinetochore factor. The record is from RefSeq and is a predicted model, not a curated record. Gene Ontology annotation, biological process: meiosis I sister chromatid cohesion; homologous chromosome segregation; male meiosis chromosome segregation. Bases 1 to 1473 code for a protein of 490 amino acids. Gene Ontology annotation, cellular component: kinetochore. NCBI's taxonomy places the organism in Eukaryota, Metazoa, Chordata, Aves, Passeriformes, Pipridae. The transcript has 13 exons.
AUGCGGGCGGGGGGCGCGGGGCGGUGUCGGCUGAGGGGCCGCGGGGCAGGGCGGUUCGCUCCGGGGCAGCGCCGGUGUUUCCGCGGCCAAGAGGCCGCUUCUCCCGCCGGUCAUGGAGCGGCAGCGCAUCCCCGCGCCCCCCGCGCCGGGCAGGCGCCGCGGAAGAGGCCCGCGAGUCCCCGCUGCCGGGGGCGGCCGCGCUGCCGGGCCGGCGGGCCGGGCCGCGCCCAGCGUCGCCGCGAGCCUGUUCGGCAGAGCGGGGCCGCGCGGGGCCCGAGCCCGGCUGUGAGCGCUGCCCCGCCGGGCCGGGGCCUGGGGGGCGGCCCGGGGGCCGGGCGGCCCUGCGCUGUGCCCGGCCCAAAGAAAAAGGUCAGUGGGAAAACCCUACCAAAAAUUACAGAAAAUCUUGAACUCAUUGAGGAGAACCCUUCAUGCAACCAAAGCAAUCAAGUGAAUGUCAGAGAAACAAGAGACUUGGAAAAAGAAGAAGAGGAAUCAGAAGAAAGCAGUGUAUCACUGAAGAAAUCCUCAAUGAUCAGCUUUGAAAGUAAAGAAAGUUUACAAAAUGCAGAAAUGACUUCAAGUACAGGAAUGACUCUUCCCACAGGUGUUUCAACCUUUCUCAUUCAGUGUUUAGAUGCCAAUUCAACUGCAGAUUUUAACAAUACUAGUGACAGCCUGCAGAGUUACUCAUCCCCUGAAACAUUCAGAGAUGAUGAUUCAGAAAGAAGUCAUUUUUACUCUGUGGACCUUGGCAAGUACAAGAACUCUACUCUACUGGACUCCAGCAAAGCAGUGACCAUUGAUAAGAUAGCACAGAUCUCAAAUCUUUCAGCAAUAUUAGAACCUGUACCAAAGGAUUUUCAAGACCAGUGCAUUAGAAGAAAGAGACCAUCAAAUUGCAAUUACAGUUCUUCAGCAUUAGGCAUUUCAGCUACUCUGUCAGGAAAAAAGCUCUGUAAAAUUACAGCUGCAAGAGAGAGAACUCCAGACCUAAAAAGUGGUAUGCGCUGUGCUUCAUCCUUAGGACCGGACAGCAAGCCUGACAAGCAAACUGCUAAACCCAAAAGGGUGAAGCGUAAGGGAACAGGAAACAAUUCUGAUCCAGCAGAAGAAAGUUCAUCAUCAUUCAGGCAGCUUGGUGCCCCAGGAAACACUUCAGCCAAACCAGGGGGGUUGACAGCAGAAGUUGUGCCAACCAAACCAACAGAUGCUGUGGUGCAAAUGACUUCCACUAUGCUGAUGAUUGAGGAAAAUAAAGCUCUAAAAAAUCCUGGUAAUGCUCAGCUUGCACAGCUAAAGCCCCUGUGUGACAGACAAGAAAUCUGCUCCAUUGUUAGACUGUCACCACACCAGAGGCCUUCCAGGCUGCAGCAAGUUCCAGUUAUCAGGAAAGGGUUCUCCCUUCCCAAAGGAGUGCCUGAAGAUAUUAUUACAAGUACCAAAAAUUGGAUCUGCUGUGAACAGAGAUGAGAUUUCUGGGUCUCAGCAGGAGUCAACAGAAGAAAUGACCAUCUUGUUGCUGGAACAGAACUAACAAAUGGCUGGUGUUUUUUUUCUUGUUUGCACAUACGUUGUUUGAAAUUUGGUAUUAUGUGUUCAGUAAGCUUGUAAGUACUUUACUCAAGUACUUAGCAUUAAAUUAUUUUGUACAGCAACUAGAUCCUAUUCUGGGCAUCAUUCUGCAAGGACUUCAUAAAGAUGAUUCUUCAAUUUUGCUUAGAUUUUUAGAAAGCACGACUCAAGAACAGCAGACCAGAUUAAUUAUGGAGUUAUAUUUGGCUCUUGCUCUGCCAGGAUUUCUAGUUUUCUCUAGUAGCAUUAGCAUUUAAAGAUGUGACCUCUGUUUAAGUGUUAAUACAGGUUAUGGGGGUGGGUGUGAAAGCAUUCAUGUACUCUCAGGGACCCAGAAGUCAAUAGUAUGCUGCCAUUAAACUCCCUGAAUGCUUAGAUCUGCAGAACUUUGGAGGUGCAGGACUGUGUGUUCUGCUGUAAAUUGAUUUUUUAACCAUGAAUAUAGGUCAUCAUCACCCUACCAUCACUGUGAUCAGCAUUGUCACCAUUCUGGGCACAUCCACUGCCCAGCCACUGGCACCUCUGAGUCCUUCCUGUUCCAUCUCACCUGUUCUGUAGCAUCCCAUCUCUCAGUCACUGUUUCUUCUACUGCCUUCAGACUUAGAAGCAGCAGAUGCCUUCCAUGAAUACAAGGUGGGAAAAACCCUUUUAUAGCUGAAUUGUGUGAAGAGCUGGAUAUUGGCAUUCUGGAUUUUCAGGUUACUGUUCACACUAUGUCCACAUAAUUUCCACUUCAGCUUGUGGAUUGUUAAUUCUUAAAUGUCAUUCUUAGUGUGCCAAGUGCCUCAGAAAACACUCUCAAGAGCACAGUUUUUUCCAGCUGAAUUCAUUGCAGGUUAAAGUUAUUUGGAUCCCUACAGAGUUCUCACUACAACACCCUGACUCUUUUCUGGACAAAAAGGGAAGUUUUUUGAUGUUUCAAAAUGCCAGUAUGGCUUUCAAAAGUCUGUUUCUCAGUGUUAUCACUCUGGAAAAUAGUUUUGUAUUUCCAAAAAGAGCAUGCCAAGAAAACAUACAAAAUCCACAACUUUAGUUUGACUACGUUUGAAAAUAACCUGUGAAAGUUUGAACCCUGAGCCUUUCCCCAUUGCUCUGGGGCAGAAGGAAGUGCAAAUAAAUGAUGCUGGAUUAGUCUAUGAAGAAGUAUUGUAUAAACACACUAUAUAGCUUAAGGUUGAAAAUUAUGCCAUUAAGCUAUUUUUCUUUUUUUAAGCAUUAGUAGAAUGAGUCCUACCAAUAACUCCUUGGAGUCUUCUCAGAUAUGCUUCUAGUUAUCAAUAUCCUUGUUCUUGCAAAUAUUCAGUCACUAGUAUUUAUGCAAGAAUCUAGAGCCCCUAAGAGAUAGAGGUGAACUUCCUGAGGUAGUUUUAAGUAAAACUGAAAGCUACUUAUGUAAUAAGUUGUGAUUAUGAUGAUUGCUCAAGUAAAGGGUGGUCCUGAAUAAAGAUGUGUUCAUUGUAAGGGUAUUUUAGAAGUCCUAGGUAACACUUAUUUUGCCCCAGACCAUUUGGUAGUCUUAUACAAGAGACAGACUAAUACUGGCAAAUUAAUUGGAAAGUACAAGAGAAAGAAAUAUGAUGUGUAACUGUAGCAACCUGAAUAUUGCUGCAUUUUGCUUUUGUUUUUCUUGAUGUGAUGAGGCUGUAUAGGAGGGCAGAAAUAACAGGAACCACAAUCUCUUGUCCUUCCCUUCAGUAUGACAGUGCUGCUUCUUAUUUUCAUCUUUUGUCUGACUCUCAGAGAAAGUGUAAUUAAUUACCAGGCUAGCUCUGUGCCCCAGGGAAGGAAAUUCAUUUGGAGGCUGGAACAAUCUCUACUCUUGUUCUGCUUUUCUCAAAGGAAAGGCAUUUUCCCAUAGUUUGGUUUUUAGCUGCAGAACUACUACAUAAAAUUUCAUUCAGAGUGGAAACUGGCUCUUCCAUAUUGGUGGAUAAAGGUUAUGGGUCGUGGCCUGUUAAUGGGUAGGACAGAGGAGGUUAUUUGUGCAGUGAUUCAGGAGAGGAAUCUGCUCAGUGUCACCAGGGCUGCUCUGUCACGUCCCAGACAUGAUGAAGCCUUAAUGGCUUGAAUGGAAUCGCUCCCAGCGAGUCAGUCCAUGCAGGAACUCUGAUAAUCCUUUAUCACCAGGAAUUGUGCGUGGCAGAUGCAUGUUGAGUAAAUGUAUGGUACAUAAAUCUGUAAGAGGUUUUUCAUUAACACUGUUCAGUUAUUUUUGUUAUCUGAAGUGCACUUCUAGGAGACUUUGACUUAAAGUGUUCAGAGAUGAUGGAAGAUGUUUUGCUUCUUGCACUGGAGUGCGUGUACAGGCUGGUGGGGGGUAAAGACCUUGCAUGCAAAUGGUUCUGCUGUGGUUCAUAAUCUUCAGACACGGAAAGGAGAGGUUUGGGGCCCAAGUCAGCAUGUACUGAAUGGGCACAGAAGUUCGUGUUCUUUGUGUAGGUAUGAAAAUUUGCCUAGAGAGAGGUUUUUAUGGGGAAGUGGAUGAUUAAAUUUGUACCCAUCCUUUUUCUCUCACUGUCCUUCCUCCCUUCCCUCAAUUAAGGUCUGACAGUCAAGCCUAUCAGAAUCAACUGCUGUUAAUUUAGGCAUUUUGGAACAGGUUAAUAUUUACUCUUAAAGGGACUCUAUCAGCUGGAAUUGUAAUGCACUCGAGAUGAGCUAAAUCUUCAUUGCUCUCAGUUGUGAAAUUACUGAAAGCUGAGUUACAUGUCCUGGCCAAAAUUUUAUCAGUUUGUAGUGCUCCCUGAGGACUUCUUGUAUUUGAGACUGUAUUUACAUGCCCACCUUGAAGCCAGGAGGGUUUUACCUGGUGAAGGGAUGUAAAGGUUGGUCAUGUACAAAUCUGUGGCAGACAGGUGUGUCUUCCAUACAGAACAAGGGGAAAGGGAUGCAUCUAAACAUCAGUUCUCGUUUUCUGUUAGAAUUAUCUUCAACUUCAGGUAGAUGAAAAACAAAAUUCCUACAGAUGGGUGACUGUGAAGAAUUGUUGUGUAGAUACGUUACACAUGCACUAAAUUUUGCCUUAAAAAGAAUCUGCUUAAUUUAAUCUUACAUCAUAGGUUGUUGUAGUUUAAUUCCAUUUUGUAGGGAAAGCAGAUGAGUCAGUCAGUUUUGUCAGUCCUUAAUUAAACUCCCCAGCAGCGUUGUAUCUGAACAGUGAUACACUGAAGGAGACUGUUAACUGUUACCAGGAUUUUUAUUUCACUUCAGCAUUUACUAAUAAAGAGUUUUGCAAAAA